Molecule: messenger RNA, 2287 nt
Organism: Pisolithus orientalis
Lineage: Eukaryota; Fungi; Basidiomycota; Agaricomycetes; Boletales; Pisolithaceae
Exons: 4
Coding region: 68-1975 (635 amino acids)
Molecular function (GO): mRNA binding
Source: RefSeq, a predicted model, not a curated record
AAGGGCUGACAGGUUUUUGCUGUUCUCCCAGCUGCCAGAAUUUUGCUGCUGCUUUUUCACGCCGACGAUGGGCAAAUCAAGUAAAAAAGCAGACAAGCCAACUACUACUGGCUCGGACAGCAAAAAGGCAACGACGAAGAAGCCUGCUGCAAAGGACAGCAAGGCCGAGUCAAAGUCGAAACCGGUCCCUGCAACCUCGAAGGAGAUUCUCGCCAAAGCCGCGAAACUAGCUAAGGCGGCGGCAGCCAAGAUACCGCAGAAAAAAGAAGAUUCUUCGAGUGAGGAAAGCUCCGACGACUCCGACGAGGAUGAGGCUACUCCCCCCAAACCCGUGGCACUUCCCAAAACCGAGAAGAAACAACCACCCAAAAAAGCUUCUGAGUCCUCGUCAGACUCGUCUUCAUCCAACGAAGACAGCGACAGCGACAGCUCGUCAUCAGAAGAAGAAAAGUCCAAAUCGACCCGGAUCAAGCUCAGCGCCAAGGCUAGCUCUUCGGAAUCGUCAGAUGACAGCUCUAGCGAUGAGGAAGCUGCACCCCCUAGUUCUGCUGCUGCAAAAUCAGCGCCCAAAAGGCAACCCCCUGCUUCAUCCGACUCGGAAUCAUCUGAUGAGUCCUCGGAGAGUGAAAGCGAGAAAAAACCCGUGAAGAUUUCCCCAUCAAAAAAAGUCGCUCUUGCCAAGAAGGCGUCAUCAUCAUCUUCCGAGUCGGAAGAAUCUUCGUCAUCGGAUGAGGAGGAUUCCCUAGCUGUCCCUGAACCGAAGAAGGGAAAAGUGGCAUCGUCGAGCGAGGAGAGCAGUGACUCCGAAAGCGAAGUGCCAAGCAAGAAGCAGACAAAACCUGCUGCUGUUGCAUCACCCAAAAAAAACUCUGCAAGUGCUGUUGCAAACGGAAAACUGAAGGCAAACGGCAAGGCGGAGGAGUCCUCAAGUGACGAAAGCGGUUCCGACAGCAGCGGGUCCGAAGAGUCGGAAGACGAGGACGAGGACGUCGAAAUGGCCGAAGCACCCCCUCCAGCGACGACUGCUAGUAACAAGCGCAAGGCGGAAACUCAAUCCGCUGCUCCCCCAAAAAAGGUCAAGCUCGCGGAUGGUGCAGCAGAACCCUCCGCCGACCAAGAAACCAAGAGCGUUUUCGUCGGAAAACUCUCAUGGAACGUUGACAACGACUGGCUCGCACAAGAAUUCUCCUCUUGUGGCGAAGUUGAGUACGCGUCCGUUCAGAUGGACCGCACGACCGGCCGGUCACGUGGGUUUGGCUAUGUACACUUCAAAUCGGUAGAUGCGGUCGAGAAAGCGCUGGCAAUGGACGGCAAGGAAAUUGAUGGACGUCCUAUCCGCGUCGACAAGAGCAGUUCUCCAGACAAGAAAGCGUCCGCAGACAAACGGGCGCAAGCGUUUGGCGACAAGCAAAGUCCGCCAUCCAGCGUUCUCUUCGUGGGUAACCUGAGCUUCAAUGCGACCGAGGACGGCUUGUGGGAGACGUUCGGCGAGCACGGGGAUGUCAAGAGCGUUCGGAUACCCACGGAGCGUGAGACGGGUAGACCGAAAGGAUUUGCCUAUGUCGAAUUCAGCGACACUGAAGCGGCAAAGAAGGCUUAUGAAGCACUCAAUGGCUUUGAGUUUGAUGGCCGGGCCGUGCGGCUAGAUUUCUCUCAGCCAAGAGAUGCGGCAGGCGGACGUGGCGGCGGACCGGUGAGUAGUAGACUGACCGUCAGGGUUUAUGGAUGUUCACUAAGUGUUGUUAUACAGGGUGACCGUGGCCGUGGUCGCGGACGAGGGUCUGACCGCGGCUGGCGUGGCAGGGGUGGUGGCGGUGGAUUUGACCGUGGUGGAAGGGGUGGUGGUGGGUUUGAUCGCGGCGGAAGGGGUGGUGGAUUUGGCCGUGGUGGGAGAGGCGGCGACAGAGGACGGGGACGAGGAGGCGCGCGGACCGGUACCAUUGCAGCCUUCGAGGGGCAGAAAAUCACGUUCUGAUCUAUUCCGUUUCCUCCUCUUCCCCCGCCCAUGCUUGAAUGAAUUUGGCUUCCGUGCAUAUAUGAUGCACACGUACCUCAUGUUUGUUUGUUUUGUUUCGCAUAUUCUCACAUGCAAGUUCGAACAACCCACGCUGGUGUGUCAUAGCUUACUGUGAUCUACGUAGAGUGCCUUCCGGUUGGAGGCACUAUAGGGCAGCAUUACUUGCUCAAUGUUCUCAAUAUUGGGGCUGCUCUGGAAGAGGGUUGAUCGCUUUGACGCGUAGGUAGUAGGAUAUGACCACAGAAAUACGUCGGUCUCGCAAGUUUCCCG